AUGGCCAACCUACCUCGCUCGCAACAGGUGCCCCAGCACGUCACCGCGCUCCUCUCCCAUCUCACCUCCCGCCCAGGAGUGCAAUCCACCCUGAUUCUCUCCCGCAAAGACGGCUCUAUCAUCCAGAGGACCGGCCAGCUUGCCCCUCAAGAAACAACCCAGUCACGCUCUGCGCCCAUAACCGCAGCCCCCAGCGAACAAACCACACUCUCGCCCCCUGAAUCAACCCCCACCUCACCCGCCGCCCCGGCUCCAUCAACACACCAAUUCUCCCAGGCAGAGGCAUUAGCCGCGCACAUCUUCGCCUUUGUUUCCAGCGCGUCCGCACUGGGCGUCUCACUCUCCAGACCCAUCACCCAACAAUCCACCGAUAUACCCCCUCCCACUAGCUCUGCCCCGACAGUGGACGGAGGAUACGACGUCUACGGAUCGAAUGGUGCCCGGACCCCGCGCGAGGAGGACCGAGACGGCGAGAGCACAGACCGCGAGGAGGAUGAGGAGGUGAAGCUUCUGCGCAUGCGAACCCGAAAGCAUGAGAUCGUCGUUGUGCCGGAUCGGAAGUAUCUGCUUUGUGUUGUACACGAUGCUUCGCAUGCAAGCGGGGGACCUGGAGCUCGGGGGCCUCGUUCUUCGAGGUAA
Messenger RNA from Penicillium verhagenii, 639 nucleotides. RefSeq lists its product as uncharacterized. Gene Ontology annotation, molecular function: dynein intermediate chain binding. Gene Ontology annotation, cellular component: cytoplasm; cytoplasmic dynein complex. The coding region runs from base 1 to 639 and encodes 212 amino acids. Gene Ontology annotation, biological process: microtubule-based movement. The transcript is spliced from 2 exons. Lineage: Eukaryota; Fungi; Ascomycota; Eurotiomycetes; Eurotiales; Aspergillaceae. The record is from RefSeq and is a predicted model, not a curated record.